Molecule: messenger RNA, 2088 nt
Organism: Rodentolepis nana
Lineage: Eukaryota; Metazoa; Platyhelminthes; Cestoda; Cyclophyllidea; Hymenolepididae
Source: the annotation of a GenBank genome assembly
AUGGGAAGUGAGGAUGAGGAGGUUGCAGCCACUCGUGUAGCUCACGAAUUGGAGUCGAAGGAGAGAACGGAAGAUGUUAUGUUAGACGAUUAUAGUUUGCAGGCUAAUAAUUCAGCUGCGGUUAUACCGUCAUUUGCAGAUAUGGGACUUUCGAUGGCUGUUUUGAAGGGACUCCGUGCUGCUGGAUUUCAACGUCCGUCGCCUGUUCAAGUGAAAGCUAUUCCUCUUGGACGCCUUGGAAUUGAUCUCAUUGUUCAAGCUAAAUCUGGCACUGGGAAAACUGUUGUCUUCUCAAUCACCGCCUUAGAGGUAGUUGAUGUCAAGCAGAAAGCCGUUCAGGCAAUUGUAAUCUCUCCAACUCGUGAAAUUGCCUUCCAAUCCGCCGAAGUGAUUCGCCAGCUAGGUCAAUUUAUAAACGGUCUUGGCGUGCAACUUUUUGUUGGUGGGAUCCCCUUGGCUGACGAUAUCAAAAAUCUAAGUCGAUGUCACAUUGCUGUUGGAACUCCCGGGCGAAUUAAGUAUCUUAUAAAUGCGGGUCAUUUGGACUGCGAAGCGGUUAAAUUGUUCAUCCUCGAUGAGGCUGAUUUACUAUUCAGCGGUGGCGCUUCGAUAGGUCCAGGCGGUUUAACUGACGAAGAGUUGCUAGCAGGUCGAAAUACCUUUCCCGCAGCGAUAAAUUACAUUUGGUGGGCCUUGCCUGAAGCCAAGCAAGUUAUGGCCCUCUCAGCAACCUACAGUGAACACCUAGUUGGCACCCACUUGCCCAGAUAUAUGCGUUCUCCUGCCUUAGUUCGACUCUCAGCUCAUGAUCCAUCGCUCUUGGGUGUACGUCAAUUUUUCUCCAAAAUUCCUGUUAAAUCCAACUCUCCUGCGUCGUUGUUUAAGGCGAAAGUGGAGGAACUGCUGAGAAUUGUAAAGGAAAUUGACUUCAAACAGUGCUUGGUCUUUUCGAACUUUCACAAUAGCGCAGAGCAGUUGUGCGAGUCGCUACGAAGAUCUGGAUGGCCUGUAAAUUACAUAUCUAGUGGUUUGGAUCAGAAGGAAAGAUUCAAGGCCUUCAAUAGUCUUAGGGGAUUUCAAUGCAGAAUUCUUGUUUCUACUGAUUUGACGUCCCGAGGAAUAGAUGCUGAGAACGUGAAUUUAGUUAUCAAUCUUGAGGUGCCUUGGAAUCGAGAUGUUUAUCUACAUCGUAUUGGAAGAGCUGGACGAUUUGGAAGCUAUGGGGCGUCCAUUAUUCUGAUAGGUGAUACCGAGGAAGAGGUGAAAAGGCUUUCACAAAUUGAGAAUCCGGAUUCCGUAUCGAUCCAUGAACUUCCAGAUCCAAUUCCUGCAGAUUUAGCAACAGCAGAGUGUCUAGUAGAUUUCUCUAAACUCGUCACUGUGACGAAACUCACCAACGAUUUGGAGAACAGACCAUCUUCAGAGAGGAAGAAUUGGCGACGAGGAGGACAAUCAACUAAGAAGUCAGAUGUUUCAAAGAAAGUGAUUCAGAGACCAACAUCUUCUCUUUCAUCUCAACCACCACUGAAGAUCUCAAAAUCAAUGUCGCUCGAUCAAAAACAUCUCAAGAAAUCUGUUAAAUCAACUCCUGGGCUUAUGGAAAAUUUGAACAAUUUUGUUAAUUCAAUAUUGCUCAAGCCAGCAUUAGGAGUGCAUUUCUCAACUGAUGAAGUCCAUCGAGAAUCUCCUGAGUCCCCUAAACACCUAGGCGAAUUGGAAAACAGAGUUCUGCGUCAGAUAUCUCAAUUUCUAGACAAUCCAAUAACUGAAAAUGUCUCUGAGUCAUUCGUUGAAAGUGAAGAGACUGAAAGUGUUUCUUCCAGUUAUGAGUCCUCUGAAAGCUCACAGACCGUACAAUUCCAAGCCCACCCAACUACAACCUGUUCAACUGUUCAACUACAGCAAGAGCCACAGCAUGUGCAACAAUCUCUAACUCCACGUCAGAUAGCUCUGUGGAAUGAGUACUGUCGUUUGGUUCAGUGGAAAGACUAUUUCUAUCAGCACUGGUUGAAUGCAACUCAGGAAUAUGAUGCUGUUCUGGCUGAGUAUAGAGAACUAACCGGCCAAACAGAUUCUUGCGAUAAUUGA